Molecule: messenger RNA, 1043 nt
Organism: Danio rerio (zebrafish)
Lineage: Eukaryota; Metazoa; Chordata; Actinopteri; Cypriniformes; Danionidae
Gene: lmod2a
Product: leiomodin 2 (cardiac) a
Biological process (GO): pointed-end actin filament capping; striated muscle cell development
Cellular component (GO): M band; cytoskeleton
Molecular function (GO): actin binding; tropomyosin binding
Source: RefSeq, marked validated
CAGCAUAGGACACUAAUCUCCUAUACAAGUAUUGACAAAGGCAGAGUAAAACUUCAAUCACACAAAGGAUUUAUAGAGUUACAACUAUGAGCACCUCUGGGUAUAGAAAAGGGCUUGGCAAGCAUGAAGAGAUUGAAGAAGAUGAACUUUUGGCCUCACUUACCAGCGAGGAGCUCCAGGAGCUAGAGAAAAUAAUGGCUGAAAUGGAACCUGAUGAGAACAUACCCAUUGGGCUACAGCAAGAAGACCAGACAGCCAAAAAGUCAACGGGAACAUUUUGCAGAGGGUCGUUGCUGAAGUACUGGGAGGACGAGACUCAAAGAUUGUUAAAGGACAGCAUGGAUGAGUGCCAGACAGAUAAGUGCGAAGAGGAAUGUGCCAGUGAAGAGCCGGAGGAUAAUAAAGAAAAGGGGGGUGACAGGGUGAAGCAAGCUAGGUCAAACAAAUGGAAUUCUGUGGAGCUAUCACGACUAGAUAGCGAGAGCGCUCGAAAAUAUAAUGAUGCCCCCCACUACCCUGUUACACUGGACGGGUCAAGUUGUAACCCCACUGAUAUCGAUAAGACUUUAGAGCACGUAUUGAGCAAUGCCACUUCCUUGACUGAAGUCAACCUUAACAAUGUUGAAAACUUAUCCCAAGGUGUUUUGGUGGGCUUUGCUGAUGCCUUAACCUCGAACACUCAUGUUGAGGUUUUCAACCUUGCCAACACCCAUGCAGAUGAUCAAGUAGCUUUGGCCUUGGCCAAAAUGCUGAAGGCGAAUAGUAGCAUUACCAGACUUAAUGUCGAGUCCAACUUCAUUUCAGGCAAAGGCAUCUUAGCUUUGAUUAAGUCACUUCAGUAUAACAACACACUGACUGAGCUCCGAUUCCACAACCAGAGACACAUCUGUGGAGGCCAAGUAGAGAUGGAAAUGGUGAAACUGCUAAAGGAUAACACUAGCCUAUUGAAACUAGGAUACCAUUUUGAGUUACCCGGCCCAAGGAUGAGUGCAACUGGUAUAUUAACCCGCAAUCAGGACCGCCACAGGCAAAAGCGGCUCCAA